AUGUGGGCGGCGAGAAACGGCCAUAUGGAGGUGUGCGAGGAGCUGGUGAAGAGAGGGGCCGAUGUACGCGCGGCCAACAAGUUGGGUAUCUGCUGCCUACAUUGGGCUGCUUGGGGCGGAUCGCUUGAUGCCGUCGCUUUCCUCUUGGACAAGGAAGCCGACAUCAACUCCGUGUGCCAUGCGGGUUGCAAUGUAGCAGUUUGGGCUGCGACAGCCGGCUCCUACGAAAUGUGCGUGUGGUUACAUGAGAAGAGAGCUGACUUCGCAUCCACCAACAAGAAUGGACAUGGAGUUCUGAACAAAAUCGCCUGGCGAGGGCACAGCGAAAAGCUUGCUGGUUGGAUGCUGAAUCUGGACGGCGUCGAACCACAGCUUUUCGCGCGCGACUGGGAGAACGAGCUUCCUUUGGACAGGGCCGCCCGGCAACUGAUCCGCCCGGCAGUGACCUUGCAGAAAGAUGGCGAGUUCGAGGGUGGAGAGUUCUGGGAGGCACACGAGGAGCUGCUGAAGCGAGCCUGGCAGGAACAUGGGCCGCUUCACGCUGACUUGUACAACUUUGGCCCUGUCUUUGAACGCAGAUACCUGAGCCCCAAGCUGCGCGCUGCAGUCCGGCUGGCACGGGAAGAAGGCAGAGAAGAGGCACUCCAAGGGCUUUUCGAGGAAAUCUUGCCUGGCGUGUUUGCCAGCGAAGAUAUCUUCAGCGCGGCCUUUCGCAAGGACUUCUUGGAGGAGCUCGAAAGAAUAAAUUCCGCUGGCAUACCAACAAGGAGGCCGAACGGGAUGAAUAGAUACGGCGUGAUUCUAGAUCAGAUCGGAUUCGAGAAGGUUUUAAACGGCCUUGUGGACAACUACAUCAAGCCGCUGGGAGGAAUGCUUUUUCCCGAGCUGGUAGGUGCGCAUGAUGCCGACGAGCACUAUGCGUUUACAGUGAAAUACGAGCCCAUCGGCGACACUGAACUAGCAAAGCACGGAGACGCCUCCGUGGUCACGUUGAAUCUCUGCCUGGGCCCCACGCGCUGGGAGGGGGGCGCGCUGCGCUUCUUCGAUUCCGGUGGCUCGGGGAUCUACGCGCUGCCGAAGGGGAAUGCCUCGGCAGGCUCUGGCGAUGUCAACUUUCGCCCGGGCCAGGUGCUCAUUCACCGCGGUCAGCACAAGCAUCAAGCUCUGCCGCUGCUGUCAGGGCAGAGGUCGAACUUGAUUAUCUGGCUGCAUGCGGAACACGGCGUGGUGCGGGUGGCUCCCUAUGCCCCGGAGCAGCAGCUGACGCCACAGCAGCGGUGGCAACAGCCUCCGCCUUUUCGGCUCGACCUCUGA
Symbiodinium sp. CCMP2592 is the source of this 1314-nucleotide messenger RNA. The record is from the annotation of a GenBank genome assembly. Lineage: Eukaryota; Dinophyceae; Suessiales; Symbiodiniaceae.